Messenger RNA from Mustela lutreola (European mink), 3495 nucleotides. RefSeq lists its product as uncharacterized. Gene Ontology annotation, molecular function: structural molecule activity. The transcript has 2 exons. Lineage: Eukaryota; Metazoa; Chordata; Mammalia; Carnivora; Mustelidae. Bases 558 to 1205 code for a protein of 215 amino acids. The record is from RefSeq and is a predicted model, not a curated record.
CAGCAGGCAUGUCCAUUAUCACCACUGCUAUUCAACAUAGUACUAGAGGUCCUAGCCUCAGCAAUCAGACAACAAAAGGAAAUUAAAGGCAUCCAAAUCAGCAAAGAAGAAGUCAAACUAUCACUCUUCACAGAUGAUUGUCGAGGGUGGAUGCUCCAGGGGCCCAGAGAUCCGUCAACCGCAGAGCUUUGCAAAAUGGCGCCUGACGAUUUGCCAGAAGGUGUGUCUAGAGUGACUGAUCGUAAAUAGGAAGUACUACCUAUUGGCUGUUGAACUAUUGCUAUGCUGUGGGCACUUGGUAACAAGCUUAAGAUUGGUGGAUGCAUAUCGCUGUCUAUGCUGAUUGGCUUAGCUCCCCUAUAUAAGCGAUGGCCAUAUGAAAUAAAGCUCUCUCUUUUUGAAACCCAACCUGACGGAGGGUCGUUAUUAUCACUGCUGAAUGGCGAUAAAUGGUGGCCCGUACGGGGAGCCCCCUUUCUCCAUUUCUAACAGUGCACUGAGAGGGAGACCUUCCAGUUUUGCUGAGACAUAAAAGAGACUUUGGUAUCACCGGUGCCAUGGUGACAGCUGUUGCCGCCUCCGCUGCUGUCACCGCUGCCGCUGCUACUGCUCUUGCCGUUGCUAUUCCUGCAGCCAAGGAGAUUAAUCAACUGUCUAUGAAUGCCACAGAAGAUCUACAAACCCAGAGUGAAAUUAAUGAUCAUCUCGCUGCGGGUAUCCUUUUUGCUAAUCAGCGGACUGACUUGCUACAAGAACAAAUGGACAUUGUAAUACAACUACUAACUGUAGGAUGCCUUCGCUCAGAUACUGGAUUCUGCAUUACUCCAGUUGCAUAUGAUAACCUCACUCGAGCAGCUAAUUAUUCCAGGGAACUAUCCAAGAUGCUUACAGGCAACUGGAGUGCCAGAUUCGAGAAUCUGACAAUACAGCUUCGUGCUAAUAUUGUUAACAUUAAUGCUAGUAAGGUAGAAGUAGCUUCAGUAUCUCAAUUUGUCGCCUUUAUGAAAAAUGUUGUAGGAUGGGGGAAGCAAUGGUUUGGGUUCAUAUCCAUGGGUAGAUUGCUAAUAUUCACUGUGGUGUGUUGCUUAUGGUGCAUUUGCCCCAUGAUGAGGAUUCGUAAGAGACACCAUUGCCAUCAACCAAGCUCUGUUAUCAUCGAGUCCGGACAGUCGCCCCAGGUAUGGCUCAGUAUGCUGGAUCAGUAGUCAAAGACGGGUAAGAUCGUAGGUGGAAUAUACCAACCUAAGACAGGACAUGAUCCUAUAAGCAUCAUGAUCCAAUGAUGGGUAAGGAUAUUCUUGGCCUUGCAACAACCUAAUACAGGCAUGACCCCUGCUGAGUCUUUCCUUCUACCAUAAAACAAAAAGGGGGAACUGUCGAGGGCGGAUGCUCCAGGGGCCUGGAGAUCCGUCAACCGCAGAGCUUUGCAAAAUGGUGCCUGGCGAUUUGCCAGAAGGUGUGUCUAGAGUGACUGAUCGUAAACAGGAAGUACUACCUAUUGGCUGUUGAACUAUUGCUAUGCUGGGGGCACUUGGUAACAAGCUUAAGAUUGGUGGAUGCAUAUCGCUGUCUAUGCUGAUUGGCUUAGCUCCCCUAUAUAAGUGAUGGCCAUAUGAAAUAAAUCUCUCUUUUUUUGAAACCCAACCUGACGGAGGGUCGUUAUUAUCACUGCUGGACAGCGAUAGAUGAUAUGAUACUAUAUGUGGAAAACCCAAAAGACUCCACUCCAAAACUGCUAGAACUUGUACAGGAAUUCAGUAAAGUGUCAGGAUAUAAAAUGAAAUGCACAGAAAUCAGUUGCAUUUCUCUACAGCAACAACAAGACAGAAGAAAGAGAAAUUAAGGAGUCAAUCCCAUUUACAAUUGCACCCAAAACUGUAAGAUACCUAGGAAUAAACCUAACCAAAGAGGCUAAGAAUCUAUACUUAUAAAACUAUAACGUACUCAUGAAAGAAAUUGAGGAAGACACAAAGAAAUGGAAAAAUGUUCCAUGCUCCUGGAUUGGAAGAACAAAUAUUGUGAAAAUGUCUAUGCUACCUAAAGCAAUCUACACAUUUAAUGCAAUUCCUGUCAAAGUACUAUCCAUUUUAUUCAAAGAAAGGAACAAGUAAUCCUAAAAUUUAUAUGGAACCAGAAAAGACCUCGAAUAGCCAAAGGAAUAUUGAAAAAGAAAGCAAAAGUUGGUUUGGCUUUUGGACUUCAAGCUCCAUUACAAAGCUGUCAUUAUCAAGACAGCAUGGUACUGGCACAAAAACAAACACAUAGAUCAAUGGAACAGAAUAGAGAGCCCAGAAAUAGACCCUCAACUCUAUGGUCAACUAAUCUUUGACAAAGCAGGAAAGAAUGUCCAAUGAAAAAAGAACAGCCUCUUCAAUAAAUGGUGUUGGGAAAAUUGGACAGCCACAUGCAGAAAAACGAAACUGGACCAUUUCCUUAUACCACACAUGAAAAUAGACUCAAAAUGGAUAAAGGACCUCAAUGUGAGAAAGGAAUCCAACAAAAUCCUUGAGGAGAACACAGGCAGCAACCUCUUCAACCUCAGCCGCAGCAACGUCUUCCUAGGAACAUCGCCAAAUGCAAGGGAAGCAAGGGCAAAAAUGAACUAUUGGGCUUUUAACAAGAUCAAAAGUUUUUGCACAGCAAAGGAAACAGUUAACAAAACCAAAAGACAACUGACAGAAUGGGAGAAGAUAUUUGCAAAUGACAUAUCAGAUAAAGGGCUAGUGUCCAAAAUUUAUAAAGAACUUAUCAAACUCAACACCCAAAGAGCAAAUAAUCCAAUCAAGAAAUGGGCAGAGGACAUGAACAGACAUUUCUGCAAAGAAGACAUCCAGAUGGCCAACAGGCACAUGAAAAAGUGCUCCACAUCACUUGGCAUCAGGGAAAUACAAAUCAAAACCUCAAUGAGAUAUCACCUCACACCAGUCAGAAUGGCUAAAAUUAACAAGUCAGGAAAUGACAGUUGCUGGCGAGGAUGCGGAGAAAGGGGAACCCUCCUACACUGUUUGUGGAAUGCAAGCUGGUGCAACCACUCUGGACAACAGCAUGAAGGUUCCUCAAAAUGUUGAAAAUAGAACUACCCUAUGACCCAGCAAUUGCACUACUGGGUAUUUACCCUAAAGAUAACAUAGUGAUAUGAAGGGGCACGUGCACCCGAAUGUUUAUAGCAGCAAUGUCUACAAUAGCCAAACUAUGGAAAGAACCUAGAUGUCCAUCAAUAGAUGAAUGGAUAAAGAAGAUGUGGUAUAUAUACACAAUAGAAUACUAUGCAGCCAUCAAAAGAAAUGAAAUCUUUUCAUUUGCUACAACGUGGAUGGAACUAGAGGGUAUCAUGCUUAGCAAAAUAAGUUAACCGGAGAAAGACAACUAUCAUAUGAUCUCCCUGAUAUGAGGAAGUGGAAUGCAACGUGGGGGGUUAAGGGGGUAGGAGAAUAAUAAAUGAAACAAGAUGGGUUUGGGAGGGAGACAAACCAUAAGUGACUCUUAAUCUCACAA